Molecule: messenger RNA, 810 nt
Organism: Symbiodinium necroappetens
Lineage: Eukaryota; Dinophyceae; Suessiales; Symbiodiniaceae
Source: the annotation of a GenBank genome assembly
AUGGCUAUCGACAGGUUUAUUUCUCGAGGAGGGGGCUUUUGCUCCAAGGGGAUGGACGCUUCCCUCCGAGAUGUUGGUCUCGAGGCUAUGUGCCCGUCUCACUACGGGAGGACCACCUCGGAUUUUAUGUGUCGGUAUCUACGGCGAACUGAAGAUGAUCUGAAGGAGGCCUUGAGUCAGAUGACAUUCAAGAGUGUGGGUGUGCUCUGUGAUGCAUCUCCCAAAGCAAAGAUGGAUAUUUGGCUUCCGAUCAUCGUGAUGCCGAACAAGAUUGGGCUUGCUACCCUGCAAAGGCUGAGUGGUUUGCUCCCUUCAAACGCGAGCGCCGAAGAGAAGAUGGAAGUCGCCGCCAUGGUCGCCGACUCCCGUACUCGCAAUGUGGUGGCCGAGACAAAGCAGAAGGAUUUGAAAAAACAACUGAAGCUCGGUGAGCAUUCAUUGAAGCAUCCUGCUGCUGUGAUGAACAUCCUGAGCCAUGUCGGGAUGGAGCUGGAUGCCUUCUUCCCCGAGGAACCAUUGACUGCAACAGUCUGCGGCAUGGAAGAGAGGCGGAUCCUUGAGCACAACUCCCAGAACUGUGCAUACAUCUUGAACAAAGAGACGGGGCGGGUCCGCUGGGACACGCCGAUGCACUCCGCCACGCAGGGCAUCCGCCUAGUGCUUUGCGCCGACCAAGGAUCCCCUCUGCACACCUGUUUUCAGUUCUUAGCAUUGUCGGGAGCGAGCAUCUCUUUGAUUCGCGACGAGCUGCCCCCCGGUGGCAACACGGUUUUCAUUGUCCGUACACCAUUGAACCGCCCAGCGACUUAG